GCAGCAGCAGCAGGAGCAGCAGGAGCAGCAGCGGCAGCAGCAGCAGCGCGCCCGCGGCGCCGGAUCCCCGUGGCGGCAAAACCCAGUUCUGCAGUACCUGAGGAUGGAUAAAGACUUCCGCUACUACUUCCAGCACCCGUGGUCUCGCUUAGUUGUGGCUUACUUAGUGAUCUUCUUUAACUUCUUAAUAUUUGCUGAGGACCCAGUAUCCCACAGCCAGACAGAAGCCAAUGUUAUUGUUGUUGGUAAUUGUUUCUCCUUUGUAACAAAUAAAUACCCUGAAGGAGGAGGCUGGAGAUUUUUGAAGGUGUUUCUGUGGCUCCUUGCCAUUCUCACAGGACUGAUAGCUGGGAAAUUUCUCUUCCAUCAGCGCUUGUUUGGUCAGUUGCUCCGUCUGAAAAUGUUUCGAGAGGACCAUGGGUCUUGGAUGACGAUGUUCUUCAGUACCAUCCUCUUCCUCUUCAUAUUUUCUCACAUUUAUAACCUGUUCCUCAUUAUGGCAGGGAAUAUGAGUGCAUACAUUAUAACAGACUUCAUGGGCAUCAGGAAUGAAAAUUUUAUGAAGGUAGCUGCAGUUGGGACUUGGAUGGGAGAUUUUGUCACAGCGUGGAUGGUCACAGACAUGAUGCUUCAGGAUAAACCCUACCCAGACUGGGGAAAGUCUGCCAGAGCUUUCUGGAAGAAAGGAAACAUUAGGAUCAUUUUAUUCUGGACGGUUCUGUUUACUCUGACCUCUGUAGUUGUGCUUGUCAUCACUACUGACUGGAUCAGCUGGGACAAGCUGAAUCGUGGAUUUCUGCCAAGCGAUGAGGUCUCAAGAGCCUUCUUGGCUUCUUUCAUCUUGGUGUUUGACCUUCUUAUUGUCAUGCAGGACUGGGAGUUUCCACAUUUUAUGGGUGAUGUUGAAGUGAAUCUUCCAGGCUUGCCUUCAGCACACAUGCAAUUCAAAGUACCUUAUUUCCAAAAGAUACUGAAAGAAGAAUAUCACAUACACAUAACAGGCAAAUGGUUUAACUAUGGAAUUAUCUUCCUUGUUUUAAUCUUGGAUCUGAAUAUGUGGAAGAACCAAAUAUUUUACAAACCUCAUGAAUAUGGUCAAUAUAUUGGUCCUGGGCAGAAGAUCUACACAGUGAAGGACUCAGAGAGCUUGAGAGACCUUAACAGAACUAAGUUAUCUUGGGAGUGGAGAUCCAAUAACACAAACCCACUGACGAACCGGACCUAUGCCGAAGGGGACAUGUUCUUGCACAGCAGGUUCACAGGCUCCAGCCUUGAUGUCAAAUGCCUGGCUUUUAUUCCAAGUUUGCUGGCUUUUGCUUUGUUUGGUUUCUUCAUCUGGUUCUUUGGGCGAUUUCAGAAAACUGACCAAGGCAUGGAAAAUUUAGACAAAUCAUACACAAGAAUGAAACGAAAGUCACCAUCAGAUAUGGGAAUGACACGAGAAAAUACGCAGGUGUUAGAAGAACCAUUGAAUUUUCAAGAACCACACCUAGUAUCCAUAAAAUCAGACUUAAGUGAAAUAGUUUUUAAUUCUUCUCUUCUAACUUCUGAAAACUUGAACGCACAACUGAAUGAACAAGACAGCCCUUUACAGCCAGUACCAGAAUCCUCUGUCCCUAAGAAUAAUCCUGUGACAUAGAGGAAAAUACCCAGGAAAAUCAAUUUAAAUAAGCAGUUACUCUAAGAUUUCAGUUUUACCUUUUGUAAGUUAAGAUUUACAUAGUGUUUAGAAUAAGAAACUCAACCUAUACCAAGAGGUGCUCAGCAUGCUUUUUCUAGGAAUUUUGGUUUUUAUUUGUAUUAUAGUACGUGCCUAUUGUAUAUCUAACAUUCCUUUAUAGAUUGCUUCCCAAAAUUGCACAAGCUAUUUAUUAAUACAUUACCUUAACUGUAUCAUAGUGUAUUAG
Molecule: messenger RNA, 1907 nt
Organism: Camarhynchus parvulus
Lineage: Eukaryota; Metazoa; Chordata; Aves; Passeriformes; Thraupidae
Gene: TMEM117
Product: transmembrane protein 117
Exons: 8
Coding region: 104-1639 (511 amino acids)
Biological process (GO): intrinsic apoptotic signaling pathway in response to endoplasmic reticulum stress
Source: RefSeq, a predicted model, not a curated record